Cyanistes caeruleus (blue tit) is the source of this 933-nucleotide messenger RNA. RefSeq names its product Purkinje cell protein 4 (gene PCP4). Gene Ontology annotation, cellular component: cytoplasm. Gene Ontology annotation, molecular function: calcium ion binding; calmodulin binding. NCBI's taxonomy places the organism in Eukaryota, Metazoa, Chordata, Aves, Passeriformes, Paridae. The record is from RefSeq and is a predicted model, not a curated record.
UAACGGGCGUCGCGAGGCGGCGGGAGCUGAGCGCCGGCGGGGCCGCUGCCACUGUCACUGUCGCGACAUGAGCAAGAGACAAGGAACCGGGGCUGCGAAUGGGAAGGACAAGACGUCUGGUGAGAAUGAUGGGCAAAAGAAGGUCCAGGAGGAGUUUGACAUAGACAUGGACGCGCCAGAGACAGAGCGGGCGGCCGUGGCAAUACAGUCCCAGUUCAGAAAAUUCCAGAAGAAAAAAGCGGGGUCCCAGUCCUAGUAGCUACCUCACAGCUCAAAACAAAGUAAUCCUGAGAUGAUUUAUCCAGAAGAUCAGAAAUAACACAAAGAUGCAUGUACAGAAAUUAUCAAUAUUUAAAACCCCAUUGGCAGAUAACAACCCAUGAGCUUGUGUGCGACUUCAUCCCAGAUGUUUCACACCCAUUACCCUCUGUAACUCACCAUUUUACUUGAUGUUGUAAUAAAAAGUUAGGGUGAAGUAAUUAAAGUGUCUGCCUUCAUCUGUCUUUCCAUAUUAAUCCAGCAAGUGCAGCGUUACAAAUGAACCCAGCCCAGAUGCCUGUUUCCCUCUCCACCUAAAGCUCAGAGUCAUAACAGCACCGUAUGUCGCAGGGAUUUUUGCUGAGGGAUCAGAUAGAUGCAUCCCAGCCCUGCUUCCCUCAUUUGGAGAAUUCCAGCUGCCAGCAAAAUGUGAAAAUAAAAUGACUUGUAAUGAGCUGAACGUAAAAACAACAACAAAAAGAAAGUUGCAGACAGAAGCUGGCAUGAUGGGUGUAGGAAGCAGGGAGCAGUUUAUUUUUGUCUUGCAAGUGUGUCAAUAAAGUGGUUUGAGUGGGGAAAUUGUGCCUGUCCUUCCUCUUUGCAUGAUAACAUUCAGAGAUCUUGGACCUCAUUGACUGUUAUGGAAAGAAAAUAAUAAACCAGACACAAAAUACC